AUGCCAUCCUUACGAAGGCUACUGCGGUAGUACUCAUGUGUGGUUUUGAGCUAUGUCAGUGCGCAAGUACGUGGCCGUCAAUCGGUCAUUUGGAUCUUCGGGGUAUCUCCGGUAGUGGUAUCUUUGGCAAGUUGUCACGUGUUCCGUGCUGUCAUGUAUUCCGAGUUCCGAAUGUGUCUUGCGACUGUUGCUCACGUGCCUCGGUGUUUGUGAUGCACCCUGGUGCCCACUCCCUUCCGUUGCUUGUGUAUACGAGGGCGACCAAUAGAACGACUUCACCAUCUCUUCACAUUGUCAACCGGGACAGCCGUGCUUAUCCAGCAGCACUCGGCUUGGGGCCAGUCAACACUCUAGCGUGUCUUGUGUGGCGUUAACGCCAUAGUCUAGUGCGGGAGGCACACAACAUGUCUGCGAAAGACUCUGGGAACUCUGGCGGAGGCGUAGCCGGCCCGACUCGCGAGGAGCUUAGGACGGCCAUCGACGACGCCGUGGGCGAUGCCAGCACCAGAUUGGAGCAGAUGGUGACGGAGAAAAUGGAAUUAAUCAUGGACACCUUGUCCCGGUUAGUGCCCGGGGCACCGCCCGCCGGAAGUGCGACCGCAGCGGGCGGCGGGGGGGAGUCACUGGGGAGGACGCACGCCUUCCCCGGCGCGGGUCAGCUGGGCCAAGCGCCGAAUACCGAACGAGGGCUCGAGGGGGCGAGAGGACUGCGAGGCCCGGAUACCACGCCUAAAACAGUUGGAAUUCGACAUCGACGAAAAGAACUGGCUGAUGUUUCGAAACGAUUUCAUUACGCAGGUGCAGACUUGUGGAAUGGGUCGUGCCAGACAGCUAUGUACCGGGAUCUGUGGGGGAUGCUGACCGGAGCGAUCUCCAACAACUCCACAAAAAUGCUGGUUUACGAUCGCAAGGGGCCCUCGGCAGCGUGGCGUCGCAAAGAUGGGGGUGACUCCUCCAGCGACUCUGCGGCGGAAGACAGAAAGAGGUCAAGAGAAGAGCUCGUGGCCCUGAGGACGCAAGUUAGCUCGCUGAGGGAUCAGAUGAGCCAGCUAUUGUCGCUAGUGGAAGAUACCAUGAAGGCAAGCAAGAAGGAGGAUCCAGCUGGCACCAUGGAGGGUGCCGCUGAUCGCGGCGAUGCUAGGGAGAGCGCAGCCGCGGAGUCCACGAACGCCAAAGGAGGGACACCGUGGACCGGGAGUGCGCAGGACGGGAGGUACCUGCGCGAACCUGUUCGAGAGUCUGGCCCGCCAGGGCGACACAGCGGCGAAGCAGGGGGCUUUGACCCCCAAGAGGAAGUAAUGAUCGAAUACAAGGCGAUCAAGGACAAGCUGGAGCAGGGGAAAGGAAAAGGGGCGAAGGGCGCAGNGAUCAAGGACAAGCUGGAGCAGGGGAAAGGGGCGAAGGGCGCAGAGCAAGCGGGCAAGGUCGUGGUCGUGGCGGCGGCCGUGGCCGCAGCAACAGUCGUGGCCGCGGCGGCGGCGGUCGCGGCGGCGGCGGCGGCGGUCGCGGCGGCCGCUCAGGCGGAUUCGGAGGAGUCGAGGAUAGCAAGGGAAGUAGCAGUGGAGGCGCCGAUGGCGGCGGUGGCGGGGACUAUAAGUUCCCGGCCGGCGGUGUACGUGGCCGGCACAGCGGCCACGUGCUCUAUGUUCCGAUGUGCAGACAACUUCGUCAACUACCGUGAGCGUAGCGGUUGGGUGAAGGGGAUCGGAGGCGACAAGGCCCCCGUUCCUCUCCUAGGAUACGGAGAUGUGACCGUAGUCCUACAGACGGAAGAUGGUGGAGUACCCGUACCAGUACUGAAUGAUCCAGCCAACGACCGCUACCCCCGCGGGCUAGAAGGGAAGAAACUCCUCUUGGGCGCCUCGAAUGCUGGCCCGCUGCGCCAUGGGCUUGAGAGUGGCCGCACGCGGAAGCAGACCCGGGAGAUGCAAGGUGCCUGGGAGAUGCCGGGGCCCGGAGAAACACCGGACCCGGAAGAGGUAUUGCUGGCGACCAUCCUGGAAACUGGCGGGAUGGGGAUUGUUGAGGACUACAUCUGCAACUCGCUUGUGAAGGAGCAGUGGGACGAGGAGCAGACACGCCGUAUGGAGGAGAUGAACAGGCGCGAGAUGCAGGAGGUGUUGGGCCCGGAACAGCAGGCGUUCGGGGCCGAGGUCGACGCCAGCGGGUCUUCGCAACCACUCCCAGACCCACAGCUAAGAAUGAUCUCGCCAAUCGGGCAGAAGCCGAGUGGUGUGGAAGCAGUACAGAUGACGUACAAGGAUGUGAUGAGUUCCAAGUACAAGGUUUUCUUGGAGGCGGCCAUGAAGAAAGAGAUAGAUGGCCACGACAAGACUGGAACCUUUACCAAGGUCAAGGAGCCGCCCGAGGGGCGGAAGGCCAUAGGUUCAAAGUGGGUGUCCUCUUGGAAUCCGAAUGAGAAGGGCCUGAUAGUCGACGUCAAGGCCCGUAUGGUUGCGCGGGGUUUCUCUCGAAUCCCCGGCAUCGACUUCCACCACUCAUCCUCAGCGUGCCCGUCUGCAGCGUCUGUCAAGACGGUGAUUGCCGUAGCCACUGAAAAGGGCAAGAAACUCGCUCACUGGGAUGUGAAGCAAGAGUACAUCCACGCUAAGCUAAAGGAAGAAAUAUAUCUCAGGUUCCCGGAAGGCUGUGGUAGCAUGUCCGGCAAGGUGGUCAAGGUUGAGCGUGCACUGUAUGGCCUAAAGCAGAGUGGCCGUGAGUGGGGAUUUGAAGCUGCCGAUGCCCUCAUCGAGAAUGGAUACGAGCAGUGCAAGGUCGACCCGUGUGUCUUCCGGAAGGCGGUGGAUGGAGAUGUCGUAGGUCUCAUCGUCAUCUACGUAGAUGACAUCUUAGUGGCGGCAGACGAGGGAGAGCGAGAGGAGUUGUUCGCUUCCCUCAACAAGAAGUUUCCGGUGAAAGAUCUGGGGGAGUGUACCUGGAACGACGGGUGUGCUAUCGCCAUGGAUGUAGAAAAUGGCAUCACCAAGCUGUUACAGACAGUAUACAUUGAGAGUAUGCGAAAGCGGUUUGAUGUGACCACGACCGCUUUCACCCCUGCUGCCACCGACGCCGACCUAGGGCCGAAGAGAGAUGACGAGCCCGCGGUGGAUAAGCCUGUGAGGGAGGCGAUCGGAUGCCUGAUGUGGACGAAGCUGACGAGGCCAGACAUCGCCCUGCCUCUGAACAAGCUCCAGAAGAUCGCCCACUCACCAACCGGGAGGAUAUGGAACGCGCUUGUGCGGAUCGUGUCCUACCUGAACUUCACGAAGGACUUCGGCAUCACCUACGUACGGGGGUCAGGACUAGACCUCAGCGUGUUUGUCGAUGCCAGCUACGCUGACAACGAAGUAUACAGGCGUUCUACGACCGGGCUAGCCGUGACCGUAGGAGGUUGUUUGUGCGUGGCGUUCUGUCGUUCAUAGCGCCCGAGACGAGUGGGGCGAAGAUCAAGGUCCUUGAGGAC
Messenger RNA from Ectocarpus sp. CCAP 1310/34, 3463 nucleotides. The record is from the annotation of a GenBank genome assembly. NCBI's taxonomy places the organism in Eukaryota, Phaeophyceae, Ectocarpales, Ectocarpaceae.